Mesorhabditis belari is the source of this 1716-nucleotide messenger RNA. Lineage: Eukaryota; Metazoa; Nematoda; Chromadorea; Rhabditida; Rhabditidae. The record is from the annotation of a GenBank genome assembly.
AUGAUAGGUCUUUGGAUUCAAAUCCUACUCCUCAUUCCCUUGUUAACCGCUCAAAAUGUCACCAUUCAAACACCAAUGGGCUCGGUUACGGGAUUUCGAGUAGAUUACGGCAACAAUACAUCCAAUUUGUACUAUGGAAAGGGGGUUGUCUUCCUCGGGAUCCCAUAUGCUCAACCACCCAUCGGCAAUCUAAGAUUUCAGCUCCCACAAUCGCUGAAUCGCUAUCGGACUUCUCCUCUAGAUGCGACACAAUAUCCAGCCGCAUGUCCCCAAGCAAGAACCGAAGGAAUCCCAGGAGCUCUUGACGCUCCAUGCACGAAACAAAGCGAAGAUUGUCUCUAUCUCAACGUGUACACACCUGAUACAACAACUCCCAACAAGUACCCAGUAAUGAUCUGGAUUCAUGGUGGAUCGUUAGCAGCUGGUUGUGCAAAGGAAUAUCCGUACAAAGGAGCAAUUCGUAACUUGGUGUCUCGUGGAGUUGUGGUUGUCGUCAUUCAAUAUCGUUUGGCUGCUCUUGGCUUCUUCACCACAAAUACCACAGAUUUUCCGGCAAAUAGAGGACUAUUGGAUCAAAUCGAAGCAUUCAAAUGGGUACAAAAUAAUAUUGCUUCUUUUGGUGGGAAUCCGAAUCUUGUCACUUUGUUUGGACAAUCAGCUGGAGGGAUCUCUAUCUCGGCACACACAUACUCGCCGUUGAGUAGAGGCCUCUUCCAUCAAGCUAUCGUUGAAUCUGGUACAAUUUUCAUGUCUCUUUAUGGCUCGGCAAGCAAUAGAAAUUCCAGUGCAAUUACAGCCCAAAACCUUUGCCAAAUCCCUCAAAAUCAGUUUAAUCGAGGGAAUUUCGGACAAUUGAAAACAUGCAUGAACAACAUAUCGGUAUCAGCUUUUGUGGCUGCGGAUAAGGCUGAUUAUGGAAACUGGUUGAUCAUUCGAGACAACAAUUUCUUACCAGGAACCCCUCAAUCAUUGAAUGCUCAAAGAGCAAGGAUCCCAGUGAUGUACGGAAGUCCAAAAGAUGAAGCGGCUCUUCCAUUGUACUUCAUGAUGGAGUCCGGAGUCCGUUUCGAAGACUUCAAUCAAUCUUUCCUUCAACGAACCUUCAUGAAAGAGAACGUGUUUUCUCCUUAUCAACGUAAUUUGAAUGCUGCUUGGAAUACAAUUAGUCAAAGCUAUCUAACGAACAGUCAAGCGAAUAGCAACAACGCAUCGUAUUGGUGGUUGAAAACUUCUGAUAUCUUCUCAGCUUCGAAUUUCACUCAAUGGAUUUGGAAAGAUGUGCAAUUGCAACUAGCAAAUCGGAACCCGAUGGUCUACUUGUACGAACAGACAUAUGGAUCAAAGAUCAUGCAAAGAAAAGUCGGAGAUGAAGUCACGAGAAAGCUCAAUGGAUAUAGACCUGUCCCACACUCUGCUGAAAACCCCUUCAUCUGGAUGUUCGAACCAAUCUGGAAUGCUGAAACACAAGCGAAUCGAGUUGUCCCAUUCGAUCACACGUUAGCAAAUGCUUAUGGUACUUGGUGGACGAAUUUUGCGAAAUUCGGUAGACCAACCGUCGACAACUCUUGGAGGCCAGUGUAUGGCCAAACUAUGCAACAUUUCCGAAUUGAUCAACCACAACAAGGUGGAAUGACAAUGGUACAAGGGUACAGGGAUCAAGAUGGUGAUGUAUUCCAGAGGCAACUCGUCUCAAUCUUUGGUGAUGGACCAAAUCGA